Molecule: messenger RNA, 2288 nt
Organism: Pangasianodon hypophthalmus (striped catfish)
Lineage: Eukaryota; Metazoa; Chordata; Actinopteri; Siluriformes; Pangasiidae
Gene: egln3
Product: egl-9 family hypoxia-inducible factor 3
Exons: 5
Coding region: 149-1192 (347 amino acids)
Biological process (GO): peptidyl-proline hydroxylation to 4-hydroxy-L-proline; cellular response to hypoxia
Cellular component (GO): nucleus; cytoplasm
Molecular function (GO): L-ascorbic acid binding; peptidyl-proline 4-dioxygenase activity; ferrous iron binding
Source: RefSeq, a predicted model, not a curated record
UAAAAACUAAAAGCAGCUCCAGGUUAAACGCACGUCUCACACACCAAGAUCUUUCAGCUGUGAUUUCUACAGCAGUGAACUACAUACAGUGAAUGAUCAUAUGCAUUUUAUGUUUUGAGCCAGCUAGAUUUAGAAACUGGGAAAAGUAAUGGGCAAAAGGAGAGCCUUGUUCUGCGUAAGCGAUACAUUUGGUGCUGCUCACGUAGCGCAGAAGGCGCGCCCAUCAACUGAAGAUGAUAACGAGCGCACGAGGGAUUUACUCUACCGGCAAAUGGCAGAACACAGCGCCGAACAUAUCCCCGAAGAAGAGCCAAGCUCGACUCGAAAUGGUACCGAUGGGCUGGAGCAGGAUCCUGGAGUGAGAGGGGCUGAGCACCGGUCCCCGAGCACGAGCCGCCACGGCGCGGAGAGCGCAGAAUCAGCGCGCGCUGCGAACAGCGCUCUGCCACGCGAGCUCCGCAAACCGCGUAGCAACCGGCCCAAAUCAAAAGAGCACAAACGCCUCAACACUCACAGACUCGUAUUACAAUACAUCGUACCUUGUAUGAACUCAUACGGUUUGUGUAUCGUAGACAACUUUCUGGGAGAAAAGCUUGGAGACCGAAUUGUGCAGGAGGUAAGGCGCGUGCAGGAGGAUGGCAGCAUGCAGGACGGACAGCUCGCGUGCCAAACCCUGGGCCAAACUAAAGCUAUUCGCGGGGAUAAAAUCGCCUGGGUCGAAGGCAUUGAAACGGGCUGCCACAACAUAGGCGUUCUGCUGUCAAGAAUAGAUAAGCUUAUCACGUUCGCUGACGGCAAACUUGGGAGCUACAAGAUCAGGGGGAGACACAAGGCAAUGGUAGCAUGCUAUCCAGGCAACGGUGCAGGAUAUGUGAAACAUGUAGAUAACCCUAACGCAGAUGGCCGCUGUGUCACCUGCAUCUACUACCUGAACAAAAACUGGAAUGCCAAGGAGCAUGGAGGAGUUCUGCGCAUUUUUCCUGAAGGAAAAUCAUACGUCGCCGACAUCGAACCUCUGUUUGAUCGACUCCUGCUUUUCUGGUCAGACCGUAGGAACCCUCAUGAAGUACAGCCAUCAUUUGCUACCAGGUAUGCAAUCACUGUGUGGUACUUUGAUUCAGAGGAGAGGGCUGAAGCAAAAAGAAGAUUCAGGGACUCAACAGCCUCUUCACAGAGCAGCACUACGUCUUAGCAGAAGAGCUUGAGACAAAACUUUCUCCACUGAGAAGAUUUGUAUAUGUGUGUUGUUUUAGCCUAUUUGCACUUAAGGUACCGGCGCUUCCUCCUCAACCAUGCCUUCUGCGUUGCAAUUUUUGGAAGCUCUGUCUUGCGACAGUGCAUUCUAUAUGAUGCUUCUAUAAAAAAAAAAAACUUAACCAGCAGAGAAUUCAUAUUAUGUUUAUGUAACAAGUAUGACAAAAUUAUUCAGUAGUUUCCAGUAGGUGUGGAUGAUGGAUGAAGUGAAAGAUAUUUUCAUUAUUCUUUAGAUAAAUGUUUGUCCGUAUUUGAAAUAUUUCCAGUUUCUAGUGCUUCUCUAUUUUGCUAUGGGAGAGGAGCGGUUUUGAUAUUUUUGUCCUUUAAAAUUGUGACUUUAACCUCAUAGCAAAUGGUUAAAACCAUAGUGAAAUUGUCACCUAAUGAUUUGCAUGGCCUGUGUGGCCCUAACCACUUUCACAGAGUUGAAAUUAUUUUUGACAGCAAAUACUAAUAGUUUUCCAGUGAAAUGUUUCUAAUACUAUAUCAUUCUGAUGUGCUUAGCUUUAAUGUGUGUGUGUUUUCUCCUUAUCAGAAUGUAAGUGUUAUAUUGGUUUGCAACAUUACAGUAUAACAUGACACUUUAAACUGUCUGAAUAUUCAGAAGGUAAAUACUCCCAUAGUGUUUCAAAUUAAUUAUACUUAAAUGGAAUGAAAUAAUUUCAAUUGUAAUGGCAAACCUUACAAAUAUAAGUGGUACCCUGAUACUAGCAAGUCACAUUGGUUUAUAGGACAGCACUAGUAGUCAUUGUCAACUGGAAAUUUUCAAAAGUCUGUCAUUGUUUAUAAGCAGCUGUGCUGUCUUGAACUAUAGAGGCGUCUGAAUAUAAUGUCUUGAACUAUAGAGGCGUCUGAAUAUAAUGUCUUGAACUAUAGAGGCGUCUGAAUAUAAUGUCUUGAAUGAAUGCUUGAAUGAAUAUGUGAUGAUGUAAAAUGGAUUGAAAAUGAUAUUUGACUUUAACACUUUGCUAAGACUGGCUACAUGUAGAUUUUCUUUCUCUGUGGCUCAUCUAUAAAUAAACAUGUGAACGAGU